AUGAGCUCAUCCAGUCGGGUCGGACGAUGGGCAAGGGCAUAUGGGCAGCGGGGAGCGCAUAUACAAGCGGCGAUCAGGCGAUUUAAGGGCAAUGGACAGGGGGCUUCAGACAGCGAAAGCGAGGAAACGGUGCCUGCACGUGAGGACCCGGCGGCAGCAGCGGGCGGUUAUGUCAGGGACUGUAUUUUAUUUGGAUCCGGGAGCGAGGCAACGUUGGCCUCGUGUGUUUCUGCUGGGUCCCUGCUGGCAGCAGCGCUUGGAGUGGCAGGCCCGACCGCUUCGAGACUUGAUGCAGCAAGCAGACGACCAUCGCAGUUAACUUAUUCCGUGGAGCCGCCCAUCGCAGCAAGCACAACAGCAGCCUGGCUCCAGCAACAGCAAACACACUCCCAUCCGUCCGCCCAUGCCAUCCCGUCUGCCGACCUCUCCCAGGAUAUCUUCGAUGGCCAGUCACAGCAGCCCGUUCGCAAGCGAGGCGGCCGUGGUCCAGGCAAGAAGGACGUCGACCGGCCCAGCAUCUCUGUCGGUACGUUCACUCCCACCACUCCCCGACUCGACACUAAUACCCACUCGCUCAUCGGCGAUCUCACCGACCGCCUCAUCCAGGCCCUCGAGCGGACCGACAAGCAAUGGCACGCAGUCAUCGCCCAGGUCGGUCCAGAACACACCCGUGUCGUCAUCGGCGUCCCCAAGCGCGAUCUCCAGCGCGAAAUUGCCCGCCAUCUCUUUGCCGCCGACUCGCGCUACGACCUCGAAGAUAAACGUACGCUCGAGCCCCUCGCCGUCAGCGUAAAGAAUAAAUUGUUCAAAAUUGUCAACCUCUAUCAAGAUUGCGAGCGCGAACUCGUCGAAUGGCUCCCCAUGAUCAACGACGAGCACGACGUUACCAGCUCGUCAGACCCCCAUCUCGCCGCCGCCUGGGGCAGGGUCAAGGAAAAGCUUCCUCAGUUCUUUCGCGUUCGAGACCUGAUUAAGCGCACCCAGAACUCUUCGUCCGUGCCCACCAAUUCCAUCUCCACUUCUGGCCAGACGUCACCGAUCCGCGCAACUGCGCAAAACCCGCAGGUUCGCGCGACGACCCAAGCCCCCCAGGUCAUACCUACCCCCCAGACCCCCAGACAUCAGACAUCCGGCUCGCUCGGCGAGUCUUCUACGGGCGCCACGCGACAGUCUGCGAUGCAAGGCGCAACCGGUCAUGCCGCUGCCAAUCUAGCCCUUUCUGGGCCUCAUAGCCCCGCAACCAGAAACUUUGUUCAGCAACCACAACAGCAUGGGGGAAAUAUUGGAUUUUCAUAUGGCAUGCCGCCCAAUGUCCCUCAAUCAACCCCGCACUUGACCCAUCCGUCGACUCAGCAGCAGCAAUUGCAGCAGCAGCAACAGCAACAACAACAACAGCAGCAACAACAGCAGCAACAACAACAACAACAGCAGCAGCAGCAGCAGCACCAACAGCAACAAUUUCAACAACAACAGUCGCAACACCAUCAAACUCAGCGGCUUCAGCACCCACAGCACCCGGCGCCUCAUCCCAUUUCGAUUCAUAGACCAUAUGCGUCUGGAAGCGGAGUCUCGGGCCCAGCGUCCGCAUCGGCUCCCUCUCCCUCAUUCCCAGCGCCUCACAGCAUAUUGACUCGCUCCCCGGCGCUUCCGCCCCCGCCUGUACCACCGCCAACCAUGGCAGGACCAUCGACUCAGCGUCCGCCGAGCGGACAUACCCGAGCACCUUCAGUCACACGCACAACCGGACCGUCUCAUCCAUCGCCCAGACACAGCGCUUCGCCUUCGCCCCCGCCCGUGAGCCCACCACUUUCGGCUUCUGUGAUUGUCAAGUUUGUAGAGGCACACGAAUCGCGGAAGCGGAAGCGGGAGGAAGACUGGUUAACGUUGAAGCGCAUGCGGUACGAAGAGCGAGAAAAGGAACGAGCCGAGAGAGAAAAACAACGGCAACAUGAGCGUGAUAUGAUGCGAUUGCGCAUCGAGCUGGCUCGUGCUUCGCGGGGCGAACCUCCCGAAAUGCUGGACGGGGAGAACGAAUUAGAGCAUUUGGGGCUUCGAGAGGCCCCUGGGUGA
Rhizoctonia solani is the source of this 2070-nucleotide messenger RNA. RefSeq lists its product as uncharacterized. Bases 1 to 2070 code for a protein of 689 amino acids. The transcript has 6 exons. Lineage: Eukaryota; Fungi; Basidiomycota; Agaricomycetes; Cantharellales; Ceratobasidiaceae. The record is from RefSeq and is a predicted model, not a curated record.